Molecule: messenger RNA, 945 nt
Organism: Orbilia oligospora ATCC 24927
Lineage: Eukaryota; Fungi; Ascomycota; Orbiliomycetes; Orbiliales; Orbiliaceae
Exons: 1
Coding region: 1-945 (314 amino acids)
Cellular component (GO): membrane
Molecular function (GO): signaling receptor activity
Source: RefSeq, a predicted model, not a curated record
AUGGUGAAAGACGCAACCAUAACCGUCGUGCCAGCAUCACCGGCUGCCACAAGCAGCGAGCCAGCCUCACCAACCAGCACCCACAAACUGGUAGGCGAAAAUUCAUACUGGCCCCUCAUCGGGACCAAAGACACGAUACCGACAUGGCUGCGCGAUAACGAUUUCAUAGUAACCGGGCAUCCGAUGCCUACAUAUUCAUACAUCAAAUCCUUCCGACUCUGGCGAUGCCUACACAUGGAAACAAUGAAUAUCUACACCCAUCUUAUCGGGUCCAUCGGGUUUUUCGCCACCGGGAUUGCGCUUUAUAAUACUGCAAAGUCGACGUCGUUGUUGACUUGGACUGCAGGCGAUACCUUCGCUUUUGGAAUAUCUAUUACUGCUGCGACGUUGUGUUUUGCAUUAAGCACGACGUUUCAUACACUCCGCAGCCAUUCAUAUCAUAUCCACCACUUCUGGGGCCGGAUGGAUAUUUUUGGGAUCUGUAUUUUAGCACUGGGUGGCGGUGCGUCUGCGAAUUAUUACGCUAUGUACUCCAAUCCCAAAGUUCAAAGAAUAUACUGGGGUAUAAACGCCGGAUCUGCAUUGAUAGCGGCAAUAACUCUCUUCGAUACCGGUGGCGGUGGCACAAAAAUGCGUGCCCUUCGCGGUGGAACUUUUAGUAUCCUCGCUAUCUCGGCCAUGUUACCGAUCUUCCAAGCGAUAGGAACAUUGGGGUGGGAUAGAGCAUGCACAGAAAUUGGAGCUCAGUGGUAUCUUGCGGAAGGAAUAAGCUUGUUAGUUGGAGUUUCUUUAUUUGUAGGAAGAAUGCCGGAGAGGUUUUGGCCUGGGAAGUUCGAUGUUUGGGGACAUUCGCAUCAGUUGUUCCAUACUUUCGCCGUGGCGGGGACGGGAUUCCAUGUUGCGGCUUUAGUGGCUGGGUAUAAUUAUCGACAGGGGGCGAGGUAG